Messenger RNA from Darwinula stevensoni, 1290 nucleotides. Lineage: Eukaryota; Metazoa; Arthropoda; Ostracoda; Podocopida; Darwinulidae. The record is from the annotation of a GenBank genome assembly.
AUGCCGAAUAGGGCGAUAAGGUCUCGGGCCCUCUCCAUCUCUGACAUUCCAAUGUCCAACCCGAAUGAUAUGGUCGUCGAGGACGAAGAGCUAAUGCUAUCUGGAUCGGGCGAGGAGGAAUGCGAUUGCUGGGAUAUUCCACCUCCGCCGGAAUUUCACCUCCCACCCCCGCCUGAACCCCCGGACUUCUGCAGUCACCCUAUCUCACCGCCCUCUUCCUUCCACACCUGUGAUAGUAUCAUGCCUCAAGAAGUGGACUUGGAGAAGUCCCAGCCGACGGUUCCCGUGGCCGUCAUCGUCAUCUGUGCAGCCGUCCUCGGUCUCACCCUCACUAUUGCCUCCGUCUUUCUUUUCUGUCGAUAUCGUCGGAAGCUGAGGCCAUCGCUGCCUGGGAAAGGGAGUUCGGAAAAGAUCAAUUCUCUCGCCACAUCUGCCGUGGGCCUUUUCUAUGAAGAUCUCAACAAUUCUACUCCCAGGCCCUUGCCUCCUUCCAAUCAAUACUGUCUUAGUCAGAUUGACCAUUUUACCAAUCCGAGUGUGACGGGGGAAUCUCGUGGGGCUUCGUCUUCAGAACUAAGUUCUUUCAUACGUCUUGCACACGUUCCUUCAUCUUCCUUCGACAAUCAGUCUGGUCGAAUUUCUUGUAGUCCAGUGUACGAGGAAGUCAAAACCUGCUCGAUGCUGAGAAUAAGGGGAAGUCCGGUGGGGAGCAGACCAAGACGAAACCAUUGGCAGCAGCAACAGCAUCAGGAUCAUAAUCAAAUCGACCAUCCCGUUCCGAACAUAUACCAGGACACUGAUUCUCUACGAAGUAGUGUCCUGUAUUGCGAUCCGCUGUUGGCCAGUGACGGAAGCCUGAAUCAACAGCGACCUCGACGAUCCUAUCAAGGAGGCUCACGACUCAGUGGGGGCUCCUACGAGGAACCGGAUUUCCACGAGGGUCUUCUGCGGCAGAUGACGAGUCGCAGGCCGCCGACUUCCUACAGUGCAGACAUGAGUGAAGAGGACGAGGACAUGGCCCUUUCCCGGCUGGGCGGACCUUCCAAGAGGAACGGGAUGGACCUGUACGUGAAACCCGUUGAAAGACUACGAGGUGCCUCAACGGACUUCGAUGACUCUGGACAAAAAGAAACAACGGACGGCGCCAAGCAAGGGAAGACGGAGGAGAACUGCCGGGAGGAUGGAGAUGGAAAGCCGACAACCUCAGUUACAUCCCUAUCCUUCACUGCCGGCUCCGAAACGAUCGACCAGUUCCGUCAGCGGCCGACGGCUCUUGAUCGAGUGGUCUGA